Messenger RNA from Aplysia californica (California sea hare), 743 nucleotides. RefSeq lists its product as uncharacterized. The transcript is spliced from 8 exons. The record is from RefSeq and is a predicted model, not a curated record. NCBI's taxonomy places the organism in Eukaryota, Metazoa, Mollusca, Gastropoda, Aplysiida, Aplysiidae. The coding region runs from base 231 to 743 and encodes 170 amino acids.
AAUCACGAAGCAAAGCUUGUUUUUGUAUAACUGGUGUAAUAGAAACAGUGCGUGAAUAACGAAGCAAACAGGGGUCGUUUUGCAAGAAUAAAGAGUUCUUACGUCUUCAGUCCUCGUCCACCGACGGUUCAAACCACGGACGUCUCCACUACUCCUUCACCAACACUUCUCUCCAGAACAGAGCGGCAGCACCAGCCUUUCCAGCAAGUGAAGAAUACAACCUCAGAGCGAUGGAAUCUUUGAGUCUGCAAAACAAAGUCGCCAUUAUUACAGGAAGCAGCUCUGGGAUUGGCGCCGCUGCGGCCAAGUUGAUGGCGAGGCGUGGGGCAAAGGUCACACUCCAUGGACGGAACCAGGCUAGGCUGGACGCGGUCAAGGAAGACGUGGAAAAGGCCGGCGUUGACUCCAGCAAUGUAAUCAGCGUUGCUGGUGACGUCACAGAUCCUAAAGUGAGGGAGCAACUCGUGUCCAAAACAUUGGACGCCUUUGGGCAGAUCGAUAUACUGGUGAACAACGCAGGCGAUGUACAGCUCAACGUGCCUUUGCUCCAACUGAGCCGUGAGUUUCUCUUCGCGAACAUUGACCUUCUUCUCCACGUUCCCAUUCACCUGGCACAGCUUUGUCACCCUCACUUGGCAAAAACAAAAGGUAACAUCGUGAACAUCUCCUCCGUUUCAAGUUUCACCAUUGUUGUCAUCAAUCAGUUUAGUCACAACUUGCAAGUGAAAAAUCUGUUUGAAUGA